UGUAAUUUCCAUUUCUGCAUCUGUCUUCUAGAGGGUGCCUUUGUGCACCACCCAAGAGGAGGAGGUAACUGAUACCACCUGAUAUUCAGGUGUUGAAGUAACUGUAAAUUUGACUUUCAGCCAGAACAAUUUACUCUCUAACAUCUGUGGAAGUUGGAGCAUGCCCAAACCUGUUUCUGUUUCAGGCUUCACCUGAGGGAGGUGUGGUUUAGUCUUAAGCUAUUAAGGCUUUUUUUGGAUCUGAACUAGAAGGUGGUCAAAGGUAUGGAGACUUUCAGCGUGGGUAUAUUGCAUUUGUGUUAAGUGCUCUGUGCAUAUCUUUUUUACUUCUGCCCGCUGCUUUUUCAUAAGUGCUAAAGACAGAAUUUUCUGUUACAGAAUAGAUUAUGUGUAUGUACACAUGUACAUAUCUUUUCUUUCUCUUUUAGAUUUACCAACAGAUUGUAAUAUAGUCACUGCCAAAAUGACGUCGUAUUCUACCUCUGCUCAGUGUUCAACAUCUGACAGUGCUUGCAGGAUCUCUUCAGAACGAAUUAGUAAGGUACGACCAAAACUGCCACUUUUGAAGAUUUUGCAGGCAGCAGGUGCGCAAGGUGAAAUGUUCACUGUAAAAGAGGUAAUGCACUAUCUAGGCCAGUACAUAAUGGUGAAGCAGCUGUAUGACCAGCAGCAGCAGCACAUGGUGCACUGUGGUGGAGAUCUUUUGGGAGAACUACUGGGACGUCAGAGCUUUUCUGUGAAAGAUCCAAGCCCUCUCUAUGAUAUGCUAAGAAAGAAUCUUGUCACAUUAGCUACUGCUACCACAGAUGCUGCUCAGACUCUCGCUCUCGCACAGGAUCACAGUAUGGAUAUUCCAAGUCAAGACCAACUGAAGCAAAGUGCAGAGGAAAGUUCCAGUUCCAGGAAAAGAACUGAAGAAGGUAAUGUUCCCACACUGCCUACCUUACAGCAUAAACGCAGGAAUUCUAGAGAAGAUGAAGACUUGAUAGAAAAUUUAACUCAAGAUGACUCCUCUAGGCUGGACCUUGAUUUUGAGGAGUGGGAUAUAGCUGGCCUGCCUUGGUGGUUUUUAGGAAAUUUGAGAAACAACUAUACACCUAGAAGUAAUGGAUCAACUGAUUUACAGACAAAUCAGGUAAAUUCACAUUUAAAUGGAAACUAGUUUUGUUUUUUGAAACAGUAACAUUUGGUUAUUCUUCACUACACAUUAUAUUCUCUAAGAAUUCUUGUUGACUGCUUUGACUUAUCCAUCUGUAUGUGAUGCCCAAAUCUCUUUAUCGCUAACUCUGACUUCUUUCUAGGUGUCCAGCUUCCAUAUUGAGCUCCCUACUUAAACAGUUCCACUUUUAGAAAUUGUCUGACAUUUAAUAUGAAUUCUCAGUUUUAAAAAAAAAUUUUAUUUGGGCUGGAGGCAUGGCUCAAGCAAUAGAGUACUUGCCUAGCAAGCGUAAAGCCCUGAGUUCAAACCCACUACUGCCUCCACCCCCCCAAAAAAAAUUUACUUUACCAGACAUUCCUUUCUUAGCCUAUUUGGUUUCAUAAAUCUACCAUCUACACAGUUGUUCUUCCAACCAAACUGAUUACUUUCUCUGUCAUAGACCCCAUCAGGUUAUCAGUUCUUUAUCUAAAAGAGUUGGGCUCUUCAUUCCAGCCCACCUGGGGUACAAGUGAGACUGUCUCAACAAAAACAAACAAAAGUUCAGAAAAUGUCAGAGCAAAAGGUUGGGUUACUAUCAGUAUUUCUUUAGUAUGCAUAUCCAAAAU
Messenger RNA from Castor canadensis (American beaver), 1764 nucleotides. The record is from RefSeq and is a predicted model, not a curated record. NCBI's taxonomy places the organism in Eukaryota, Metazoa, Chordata, Mammalia, Rodentia, Castoridae.